GAGAAUCAAUCAAGAAUGAAAUUAUGGAGGCCUUGAAAGAUGACAAGGUCAGCAUAAUUGGAAUAUGUGGGAUGGGGGGUGUGGGUAAGACCACACUAGUGAAACAAGUCGGCAUACUAGCCAAAGAGCAAAAGUUGUUUGAUUCAAUAGUUAUGGUGGUUGUGUCCCAAACCCCAAAUAUCAUGAAUAUUCAAAGAGAAAUUGCUCACAUGCUGGAUCUGAAAUCAUUAUCUGAUUGUCCUGAAUCAGCAAGAGCAAGUUCUCUAUGGGAGAGAAUUAAGAAGGAGAAACGAAUACUUAUAAUAUUGGAUGAUAUUUGGAGAAGAAUUCAAUUGGAGAAGAUUGGCAUUCCUUUUGGGACGGACCAUGGAGGUUGUAAGAUCGUGCUUACCUCUCGAAGGAAAAAUGUAUGCGAUCAAAUGGGCUGUGACAAGACAUUUAUUGUUGGAACUUUGACAAAACAGGAGUCAUGGGCGCUAUUCAAGGAGCUUGUUGGCAUGGAUGUUGAAAAUUCUAUAAUAAGCUCAAUCGCAAGAGAAAUAACCGCUGAAUGUGAUGGUCUACCGAUUGCAAUUGUGACUGUAGCCAGGGCACUGAAGAACAGGGGCAUGUAUGAGUGGCGUGAUGCUUUACAACAACUUAAAAGGUCAACAUCAACAAAUAUUGAAGGAAUGCAUGAAAAUAUUUCGUAAUUCCUGUUGAAGUCUUAGUGAGAUACGGAACAGGAUUGAGAUGGUUCAAAGGCUUGGGGACAAUUGAA
Molecule: messenger RNA, 760 nt
Organism: Mangifera indica (mango)
Lineage: Eukaryota; Viridiplantae; Streptophyta; Magnoliopsida; Sapindales; Anacardiaceae
Product: probable disease resistance protein At1g61300
Exons: 2
Coding region: 24-692 (222 amino acids)
Molecular function (GO): ADP binding
Source: RefSeq, a predicted model, not a curated record